UUUCUUUGAAAUAACUACAUCAUUCUCUUUUGAGAUAUAUCAUCUCUUACAACAAAAAAUUGUAGCAAUAGAAGAGAAGCCUAGUUUUUGUUUCUGCAAGGAUGACCACCGUGACAAAGUUAAAUUUGUUAUUACUAGAGUACCACCGCUGCUCACCGCCGUUGAGGAGCUGCUUUCUAGGGAAUAUAGAUGUCUGUAGUCCAUACAUCGUGAAGGAUUUAGGUCGGAUCGGGCUGAAACCAUGCAGGGCGUUUAGGUCACAGAAUGGAAGUGAAGAAGUUGGAUUUGAGAAGAAAAUUAAGUAUUGGUGGGAAUCCCAAAAAGGUAUUAAUGAUCUGGUCAGGCGUUUCAGGUUUGCUCUUCGGAGCGGCUCUAAGCCCAGAUUAAGGUCAGAUGUUAAACUUAGGGAAGCUUUGGAGAAAUUGGAGGAGAACUUAUUCUUGUGGGCUCUUUACGUUGGGAGAUUUAUGGUAACGAUGAUGAGUACUGGAGCCAUAUUGUUUAUAGGAUUUCAAUUGUCAGGUGGGGAUGAACAGAUGAUUGAAGUGAUAUGGUAUAGCUGGCUCGGAGGAAUCAUUAUUGGGACAAUGGUUGGGUGCAAUAUGGUAUUGGAGGAAGCCAGUCGAGCUGGUUCGCGAAAUGUUGUAAUAACCGGAAGUACACGGGGAUUAGGGAAAGCUCUGGCUCGGGAGUUCUUACUUUCUGGAGACCGUGUUGUUAUUACCUCUCGCAGCCCAGAAUCAGUGGAUAUGACUAUCAAAGAGCUAGAAGAUGAUCUAAAUCAAAUCAUGAGAACUACAACAGGUUCAUAUAAGAAAAAGUGGGAUCAUGCAAAAGUGCUAGGAAUUGCAUGUGAUGUCUCUCAACCUGAAGAUGUUAGGAAACUGGGAAAGUUUGCAGUUGAUGAGCUUGGUACCAUUGACAUUUGGGUAAACAAUGCUGGGACAAACAAAGGGUUCAGGCCUUUAUUGGAUUUCACUGACAAUGACAUUCGAGAAAUAGUGUCAACAAACCUUAUAGGAUCCAUUCUUUGCACUCGAGAAGCGAUGCGGAUCAUAGGAUCUCAAAGUAAAGUGGGUCACAUAUUCAAUAUGGACGGUGCUGGUUCUGGAGGGUCUAGCACUCCUCUGACUGCUGUGUAUGGGUCAACAAAAUGUGGUCUGAGGCAGCUUCAAUCAUCACUGUUCAAGGAGUGCAAGCAAUCAAACAUUGGAGUGCAUACUGCCUCCCCUGGGAUGGUUCUGACCGACUUGCUUUUAAGUGGAUCAAGUGUUAAAAACAAGCAGGUGUUCAACAUCAUAUGUGAGCUCCCGGAGACUGUCGCUCGAACUCUGGUGCCACGGAUGCGAACUGUAAAAGGAAACGGGAAGGCUAUAAACUAUUUGACCCCGCCAAAGAUAUUGACUGCUUUGGUUAGUGCAUGGCUAAGGCGAGGUCGUUGGUUUGAUGACCAGGGAAGAGCAUUGUAUGCUGCAGAGGCAGAUAGAGUCCGAAACUGGGCGGAGAGCGGUGCACGAUUGCCAUUCCGAGAUGCCAUGGAGAUGAUGUACUCUGAGGAUACUUGGAUUUCUCUCUUUUCUCUUUCUGUCCUUUGCGCUUUUAUCAUCCUCUCUACCACCACCACCACCAAGUAUCCUGGCACCUAGAUUAUUGCUAACUAGAUUGAUUAUAUGUCAAAUGUUUUUACGUAAUAUAGAUUGAUUAUAUGUCAAAUGUUAUUAUGUGUAAUAGGAAGUUUAAAGCAUUUGUGCUGCUGCCGCUGUGUGUUAGCAAUAUUUAGUCAUAAUGCAGGUUACAAAUCAUCACCUUUUGUACAAAUUCCAGAACACGCACCAGAAGCACUCAAAUUCAUAAAAUAUCAUUCGUGCUUCCACUCCUUGAUGAUCCACCAAAGUUUGGUUCCUAUGUAUAUAUGUAAUGUGAAAAAAUGAUCUGUAUUAUGAUUAUUAUAUGUGCUUCGAUUGCAAAGAUGGAUUCACGUGUCUCGUCCGACAGACUACAUCUGCAAGUCAUGAUUAAAUGUUUAAUGAUAAUGUAUUAUACAUUUAUACUUCCAAAUUUAUUCAAUGGUGAAUUUCA
This is a messenger RNA of Cuscuta epithymum, 2079 nucleotides long. The record is from the annotation of a GenBank genome assembly. Lineage: Eukaryota; Viridiplantae; Streptophyta; Magnoliopsida; Solanales; Convolvulaceae.